This is a messenger RNA of Meloidogyne enterolobii, 339 nucleotides long. The record is from the annotation of a GenBank genome assembly. NCBI's taxonomy places the organism in Eukaryota, Metazoa, Nematoda, Chromadorea, Rhabditida, Meloidogynidae.
GUCUUCGCAAUUAGUUGUUGUCCAACUGAUAAUUGGGUUGCUGCUGGAUUGGAUGACAACAAUAUUCAUGUUCUUAACAAUACAACAAUGGGCGAAAAGUAUUUACUUAAUGGUCAUAAAAGUUGUGUUUUGUCUAUCAAGUUUGCGAAUAGUGGAAAGUGGUUUGUUUCCACUGGAAGAGACAAUGUUGUAAAUUGUUGGCGCACACCUUACGGCUACAGGCUUGCAAAAACCAAAGAAAAAAAUGCCGUGCUAAGUUGCGACAUCUCUAAAGAUGAUCGUUUUCUUUUAACUGGAUCAGGGGACAAGAAGGCAUCUUUAUAUGAAUUGAGCUUUUAA